UGUCUUCAGCCGCAGGAAUCCGGCUGGGUUUGUGCUUUCUGCGUUCUGGGCCACAACUGGGGGUGCCCUUUGUGUUUUUUUUGCAGAAAAAGUCACAGCAAUACAGAUCGAAGGUCUACAAAUUCAGGGAAAUGUUCAUCUUCCUGUGGAAAAUCAACUGUCGCUGGUCAGAAACAGCACAAACCCUUCACAGUAGACUUGUCGGAACUGGGCAACGAAAUGAAUAUAGUUGAUUCGCUCAAUCGGUCUCAAAGGUUUAUAACAGACUCUGGACUGGUGAACAACAUUUUGUAUGGCCUUGAUCCUUUGCAUUGUAGAACCACACCAAUUAUAAUGGAGUGCAACCCAGGCCCAGGAGUUCUUACUCGAGCAUUGCUAGACGCUGGUUGUAAUGUUGUAGCUCUGGAAAGCAAAGCGGAGUUUCUUCCUGGAUUAAAGAAAUUGGAGAAUGUCGCACGUGGGCAACUAAGAGUACUCCACUGUAACUUCUUCACUCUAGAUCCUUUUUUUGAAAAUAAUGCCCAGGCUCCCACUAUUUAUUCUUAUGACUUGAUGGAACAGUUGGGCAUCAGUGAGGUGCCCUGGGAUACAGGAAUUCCAAUAAAAGUUUUUGGGAUACUUCACCAGGCAAAAGAGAGGCAUAUUUUGUGGCGUUAUAUUUAUUCUCUAUAUGAGAGGCUGGAACUUUUCAGAUAUGGAAGAAUUGAGUUCAAUUUUUUCAUGAGUGAGAAGCUGUACAAGAGCCUCCUUGCUGAACCUGGAGACUUGCGACAGUAUCGAGCACUUCCGGUGCUUUACCAGUUAGCCUGUGAUAUUCAACUGCUGCACACGGAGAACAUUUCUACAUUUUUUUUUUUCACCCAAAAAGCGUAAAGCUUCUUCAGUAGUCAAAUCUGGGCAGUCUUCCUGUGGCAAUCUUUGUCUGGUACGCUUAACUCCACGAAGAAACCUAUUCUCUGAGCGGUUUUCACCAUUAGAUGGCAAAUUGUUUAUCAACGUGGUAAAGCAAUGCCUUGCAAAGCGAAAGACAAAACUUCUAUCUAAACUUGACUUCUGGAGCCCAGGUGAUGGAGAACAGUUAUUACAACAUUUAGAUCUGCCAGAAAAUUCAAUAACGGGAAAUAUCUACCCAGAACAGUACAAACGUUUAUUUGAGUUAUUAACAAACACAGAGGAUUUCCAUCAGAGUUUUGUGUUUGGCAUGUAUGAAGAUCUGGCAUGUAGAGCCUACUGA
Molecule: messenger RNA, 1234 nt
Organism: Staurois parvus
Lineage: Eukaryota; Metazoa; Chordata; Amphibia; Anura; Ranidae
Source: the annotation of a GenBank genome assembly